Fusarium vanettenii 77-13-4 is the source of this 720-nucleotide messenger RNA. RefSeq lists its product as uncharacterized. Gene Ontology annotation, molecular function: cellulase activity. Gene Ontology annotation, biological process: polysaccharide catabolic process. The transcript has 2 exons. NCBI's taxonomy places the organism in Eukaryota, Fungi, Ascomycota, Sordariomycetes, Hypocreales, Nectriaceae. The annotation marks the transcript as partial. The record is from RefSeq and is a predicted model, not a curated record.
AAUGCAUGGAACGACAAAAGCCCCAAAGACGGCUUCGUGUGCAUGAGAGUUGACAAUUCCACGCUUGCCGUUGACACAAUCUGGAACUGGGAUAAAGACAUUCAAGACGUCCACUCGUUUCCAUACGUGCGAUUCAGCCACAAAGAUAUCCCCCUGCGCCUCAGCAGUCUUCAAUCUAUCCGCCUCGCGACUAAAUGGAUGUACACUCCUGGUAGUCCCAGUGAGCCGCCUCGCGAGUUUACUCAGUCUGUGUGGGCAGAGAAUAAGGCGGAGCUGCAGAGAGACGGAGUACAGGCCAAUGCCGCCUGGGACUUCUUCCUCGACGAUGACCGCAAUAGGACUCUGUAUCCUCAAGAUGCGGCUAUCGAGUUUAUGGUCUGGCUUGGUCGGGUGGGAGAUCCGUGGUGGCUUGGUCGACAGGAGAAUACGAUACUCUCCAACGUGACACUUGGAGAGACCGAGUUCUCAUUAUACUAUGGCCGCAACUCAGGUGGCACCCACGUAUUCACUGCCGUCACUCGCAACGGCGAGGACGUCUUGUCCUUUGACGAAGACUUCUAUCCUCUUUUUGAAUACAUCCUUGAGCAAGCACACAAACACAUUGACACACCGAAUGAUCUACCCAAGGAUCCUUGGCUAGGAAUAGUCGAGUUCGGUACAGAAACUUGGCUUUCAGACGGAAAUGUCACUUUCACUGCUGCUGAUUUCAGCAUGGAACUG